This is a messenger RNA of Rhipicephalus sanguineus (brown dog tick), 3221 nucleotides long. It is a transcript of the gene Fip1, whose product is annotated as pre-mRNA 3'-end-processing factor FIP1. The record is from RefSeq and is a predicted model, not a curated record. Gene Ontology annotation, molecular function: RNA binding. NCBI's taxonomy places the organism in Eukaryota, Metazoa, Arthropoda, Arachnida, Ixodida, Ixodidae. Gene Ontology annotation, cellular component: mRNA cleavage and polyadenylation specificity factor complex. The transcript is spliced from 5 exons. The coding region runs from base 36 to 1871 and encodes 611 amino acids.
UCCAAAUCCAAUCCACUGGUCCUUGUUUGAGCAAAAUGGCGUCCGCCACAGAGGACGAUGAUGCUUGGUUGUACGGUGAUAAUGAGAAAGCGGACACUGGUGCAUCGAAUGAAAGGAGCAGUGAUUCGAAGUCACAGGCGGAUGAUCCAACACUUUUGCAAAAUAAAGAUGAAUCGCAACAGGAUGACAGAGAAGCCGGAGAGCUCAGCUGUGAGGAUGAGCAGGGGCAGCAGUCGGAGGAUGGUCCAGUCACGGACCCUGUGGAGGCCGAUAGUGAAGCGAAGGGUCCAAGUUCUGAGGCUGACAAGAAUGGUGACGCUGGAGAUGGAGCGGAUGAGGAUGAGGAUGAUGACGACGAUGACGACGACGAUGUCCAGGUGACGAUACGAGACAUCAAGACCUCCCCGUACACCACCUAUCCGGGGCCAACGCAGACGGUGAACCUGAACAUAAAGCGGGGGCCCCCGUUUGCUAGCAAUCUGGGUCCCGGAUCGGGGGUUCCGGGCGUGGGCAAGACCAAGGGCCUCGACAUAGAUGAGGUGGCACUCAUCAAUGGGACGUCCAUUUACGAGUUCAACAUAGAGUCCCUAGAGGACAAACCGUGGCGCAAGCCAGGUGCCGACAUCACCGACUAUUUCAACUACGGCUUCAACGAGGACACCUGGAAGAUCUAUUGCGACCGGCAGCGUAAGCUUCGGUCCGACAACAAUGUGCCCAUCAAGGAUUGGCGGACGGGGAGGAACGAAGUGUUUUUGGGCGAUGCCCAACUGGCCUGGCAGCAGCAGAGGCAGCAGCAACAGCAGCAGCAGCAAGGGACCCUUCCCCCUGAACCUCUGCUGCCGCAGGUUCCCAUCCCUCCGGUAAACGAGAACAGCAAGUACACGGGCAUGGGCAUAGGCAUCCCUCCGCCCCCACUGGGCUCCAAGAAGGCAGGACCCCCACCGGGGCGCAAGAUGUCCGGCAGCAUCGACGUCAUUGGCGGCGGCGCCCCGUCCCUGCCAAGCCGGCGACCGGGCGCCGCCAAGGAAGGGGUCAUUCAGGUGAUUGGCUCCGGGGACCAGCCACUGGGCGGCAUCACCCUUCCACCGACACACAUGCCACCACCAGGCUACAUGGGAAUGGGCCUGGAUGGGCUUGGUGUGCCACCGCCCAUUCCAGGCAUGAUCCCCGGCGUUCCACCACCGGGCUAUGAGACCGGUGCCUUCCCACCACCACGGUUCACGCAUCCGCCGCCACCGCUGCCAGGAAGUGCUGGAGGCGGCCCCGGCGGAGAUCGUGGCUCGUCUUAUGGUGAUGAUGGUCGCUCGUCCUACUACAACGGUGCCGGCGGGUACGGCCAGUCGUACGGGGACGACGGCGGAGGCAGUGGCGGCGGCUCUUGGUCUGGACGGGAACGCAGUGAGCGCGGCCACGGCAGUGAGCGUGGUGAUCGUGGUGACCGGGAACGCGACCGGGAACGCGAGCGGCCCUCGUCGCGCCGUGACUACGACGACGAGGAGCGGCGCGAGUCACGGCGCUACCGCGAGUACUACCGCGAGCGGGAGCGAGAACGCGACAGGGACCGGGAGCGUGACCGGAGAGAGCGAGGAGGUGGCGGCGAGGACGAGUACGAGGAGACAUCGUCGUCGUCACGCUACGAACGGCGGCACCGCGAGCACCGUGGGGACAAGGAGGAGCGAGAGAGGCAUCGGUCGUCACGUCGCCGCCACCACCGUGGUGGUGACGAUGAAGAGGAGGAAGAACGGCGCUCGUCCAAGCACAAGCACAAGCGGUCCAAGAAGGAGCGGCCACCCGUUGAAGAGGUCGAGGCGCCGUCCAGUGAGGCCGGUGGUGCGCCCGAUGCUGGUGGUGAUGAGUCGAAGGCUGACUGACAUCCUACGCCGGACGGUGAAAGUGUACAGGUUGGGCCAAGCGGUGUGGGGGGAAGGAUACAGCAGGCAGGAACCUUCGGACGUGCUUCGAGGAGGAGGCACUCAGAGACACUGGGAGACAUCCUUGCAGUACAGCAGUCUGCUUCGGAUGCUGUAGAAACACAUAGUGCCUAGCACGAAGCAAUGAAGAUAAAGCAUGGGUGCCAGUGAUGUGUUAGUCUAUGGUUUGCAUCCACGGUUGUUACUACCCUAACCAGUCGCUAAACUUCACCUGUGCUUGUUGGAGGGAACUUGCACGAAAUGUUAUGUCUGCCUCAAGGCUCCCAUUCACAGCUUGUACAGCACAGCCAGAAGCAAGUCUCUGGCUAGUUGAUCAGAUUAAGGCUAAAAUGGCUUAGUGGAUUGUCAUGUCGGCUGCUUCUCUUUCGUUUCGUGCAAGCUUCCUCUACCAUGAGGUAUACAUGCACACUUAGCGAUCGUAAGGAACACCAACAGCACUCAUGGUAGAAAUGUAAAAAGACAUUGCUACUGGUAACGGUAUGCCAAGACGUCUACAGGCAGCAUGUGCUAGCUUCUAGGUUCGCGUUGGGCAUCAACAUUGUUUCACUGUUUCUUGGGCUGACAGCUGCAUUCCAGAAUGUCAUUGCAGUGUCUCUGGCUGUGUUAUGCUUGUCUGGAACUGAGAUGUGGCCACAGUCAUUUGAGAGACCCACUACUGAACGUGUACAGUGUCUGCUGUUUUAUUAACUUCAAUUAAGCAUUGAAAUGGAGUGCAUUGUUCAGUUAUUUGAAGGAUUCCAUGAAACUUUCACUGCAUUUACAGAUUAACAGAUUCCUGUUUAGUGGUUAUUGCCUUUCCUUGAAUUUUGGCCGAGCACGUCAUGAAUUUGUGUUUAGCUGCAGAUCCCCUAUUUGAAAUCCUGUCUUAUGCAGCUUUAGGUGAUGUCUGCCGGAGGCUGCCAUGCGAUUGCUCUUUCUUUUUCUUAUAAUAUAUGGGUUGUUAAGUUUAAAGAGAUGCCUUUGCUAAUUUUGUUUCUGUGAUUUAAUUGAGAAUGGCAGCCUGACGUCAACUUAUACUUGAAGUGCUUGCUGCCAAGUUGACGUUAUUACAUCACAAUUUCCUGUAUUUUGUCUUGAUUUCAAUUUCGGAACAUAAAAUGAACUAUUCUUAAUCUGUAAUAAGCUUUACUAAUUUGUAACCUUGGGUAUUUCUGCAUAGCUACCUUGUACAUGUGAAGGUGCUGAACAAAAGUUUUCCGUCAAAAGUUGGAGACGGGUUUUGUCAUGCCGUUGCUUAUAUGCACGUGAAAGUUUCAUGACUAUUCCAUUGAGCGAGUGAUGUGCUUCUGU